Molecule: messenger RNA, 3282 nt
Organism: Colletotrichum phormii
Lineage: Eukaryota; Fungi; Ascomycota; Sordariomycetes; Glomerellales; Glomerellaceae
Product: male sterility protein
Exons: 4
Coding region: 1-3282 (1093 amino acids)
Molecular function (GO): phosphopantetheine binding
Source: RefSeq, a predicted model, not a curated record
AUGGCACCGAUCGCGGUGUCUGACCUGAAGCCACCUUCAUCAAUUGCUGCCGUCGACCCAACCGUGUUUCCUGCGCCAGAUGCCGAUGAAAGAUUGAGAAAACUAUGGCAACUUCACGGGCACCCUCAUAGCUCAAGAUUUUCUGGCCCAGCGUUGACGAGUGUUGCGGCAUUAGUCAAGCAUAAUUCCACAACACAGCCAUCGAAGCCAGCUUUCAUACAUCCUGUUGGUGACUCAUUUGAGGUGCUGGACUGGGCUCAGCUCAAUCAACUCUGUGAUGCAGCAUCACAGUUCUACUCUCAGCGAUUUCAAGAGGCAAUUACAACUGCCAAUGAGACUGGUCAGCAACCCACUGUCGCUCUCUUGGGUGUUGGGAACUCAAUCUCAUACCUCAUCACCCAGUUCGCAUUGAAUCGCUUGCACCUUCGAGUUCUUCUACUUAGCAACAAGAACUCUCCGGCAACGAGGGAUCACCUUCUCCGAGUAUGCAAUGUUAUUGCGAUAGUCACCGACGAGGCGAGUGAAGCUUCGUUACAUGGGGAAAGCCAGUGUCAACUUCCGGCGACGAAACUCAUCAGCCUGCACGAAUUGAGAGGGCAUAGCCUAGAGGCUUUUGAAGAACUAAAUGUUGUGUUUGAGACUGAUGACGAGUGGAAUCUUCAAUCAAUGAUCAUCCACUCUUCUGGUUCCACUGGAGUGCCGAAACCAAUUAUUCACACAAACAGGAGUUUGUGUCAGAUUGCACGGAUGUACAGACUACUUCCAGAGUUCUUCGUCGAGAAUUGGUAUCUUUGUUUCCCUCUAUUCCACGUUGCUGGACUGUCAAUCGCCUUGUCGGGACUUCCAACCGGACUCCCUACCUCUUUACCUCCAACACAAUGGCCACCAGCUCCAAGCUCCAUCCUCUUUGCAUGGAAUUCCUUGACAAACCUCGGCUAUCCACCAGAUUGCCUCCACUGUGCACCUUCAGUCAUCGAGGACCUCUACGAAUACAUCACUCUCACCACCAAAGACUACAGUCCUCUCACAGGCCUGAAGGUUCUACAACCAGGAGGAGCCCCACUGUCGCCUUCAAUGUUGUCCAAAGUCCAGAGCAUCGGCGUCAAUGUCAAAACCACGUACGGUACAACCGAAACGGGGCCGCCGCUUCGGACGAUACCGCACACGAGAGACAACCCAGAUGUGUACCGCUUCAGAAACCUCUACCCCGAGUCGGAGUAUGUGCGAAUGGAAACCGUUGCGGAAGGACUGUUCGAGUGCGUCGUGUACCGCGGCUUCCCGUUAGCCGCAGAACUCUGGCUCGACGAGACGGCGCCAAAUCCUUAUCGUACGGGUGACUUGUUCGUUGAGGACCCCCCAGGAAGCGGGUAUUUCGUCCUCCAAGGUCGACGAGAUGACAUCCUCGUGCACAGCAAUGGAGAAAAGACGCAUGCUGCGGCGCUCGCUAUGACGCUUGAGGAGGACAAGUCCGGUGUUAUUGCGAAGACUGCAGUCUUUGGGACAGGAAAGCCUUGCCCCUCUGUUGUUGUUGAGAUCAGUUGGUCUGAGGUGGAGAAGAGAUCUAUAUCAAAAGCUGAUCUUAUCGACGAGGUGUGGAAAGUGAUUCAAGCUUGCAAUGAGAACUCGCCGACGUACUCAAGGAUUCCUCGUCAAGCAGUUUUCAUUCUGGAAAAGGGAGAGACGUUACCAAUCACCCCGAAAGGGAACGUGCGACGAACCCUUGCCUGGGAACUGUACGGGGACAAGGUGGAAGAACUCUACAACUCCUUUCUGGGCAACCCGCUUGACACGGAUGCAGAUACUGAGUUUGAUCCUUCGAGAGACCCCGAUAUCUUUGACAUCGAAACAAUCCGAAGAGUCGUGGCCGAUAUUUUCAGCAUCUCCAUACAAGACUUGGCAGAAGAUUGUAACUGGUACGAACUUGGCCUCGAUUCUAUGCGUGCUGUCGAGAUACGAUCGAGACUUGUGAAGAUGCUCGGGGCUUUCCCAUUGAUGUUCAUUUUCGAAUAUCCCACGGCAAGGAAGCUUUUCGAGUUCCUUCAGCUGUCCAAAAGUGGUCUUGAUAGCAAGGCUCCGACGGUCAGCAACCACCACGAGUGGAUUGGGUCAACUAUUCACCGCAUGAACAGCGAAGUUGAAAACUGGAAUAGCCCUCAUUAUCAACGAGAAGAUGUCAGGAAAGACGGCGAAGUCAUAUUUCUCACGGGGGCUAGUGGUGCCCUAGGCAAUGCGCUAUUGGAAGUCCUGAUCCAGAUGCCAACGGUACGAAAGGUUUACUGUGCGGUGAGAGGAGCCGAUCCUCAAUCUCGAGUCUUGAGCUUCAUGAAAGAGAGGGGCUACUCGACGAGCAUUUACCAAAGCCAUAAGAUUGUUCCCGUCAGCUACAACAUGAAGGACGAGAAGCUGGGAUUGGACGAGAAGAUAUAUCAACGUCUGGCGAAUGAGGUGACAACUGUGAUACACAAUGCUUGGAAGUUGGACUUCAAUCAACCGAUUCAACGGUUCGAAGACGACUGUCUGAAAGGAACUAUGCAUCUCAUGUCAUUCUGUCUCAAGGGGCCCGAGAAGACACUCACUUUCAUGAGCAGCGUCGCUGCAGCAAUGGGAAGCCCCGCCGGCACCAAAGUGCCAGAACUUCCUCUCUCUGCGGAUCCUGCAAAUGCCCUUCCUACCGGAUACGCGCAGUCCAAGUUCAUCAUUGAACAAGUCACGCAGCACUACGCAUCUACUCACAACACCCCUGUCCGAAUCCUCCGAGUUGGCCAACUUUGUGGUCAUUCAAGACUGGGAGCAUGGAACCAUACCGAGAUGUGGCCUACCAUGAUGAUGGCGGGACUCGAUCACCUCGAUGCGAUGCCGACCUUACAGACGAGGGUCGACUGGCUCCCCGUCGACUUCUGUGCGGAAGCCAUCGCGAGGGCGAUUAUUCCCAGCGCCGCUGAGACGUCGUAUGCUGUGGUCAAUCUUGUCAACCCGAGCGCUAUCUCAUGGAACGAGCUUGUUUUAAAGCUGGAGGAAGCUUGCGGAAGAAAGGUGCAACACAUUGGUAUGAGCGAAUGGGUGUCUAGAUUAGAAGCGACGGCAGAAUCGCAGGGCUUGAGUGUGAAGGAGCUGCCAGCUCUGAAGCUACUAGGCUUCUUCCAGUCGAUGGCCGAGGGCAGUGGAAAUGGCGAGGGCGUGGUGUUUGAUGCUGGAAGUGUAGAGAAAGGAAGACAAAUCGGGGUUGACAUGGUCAAGAGGUGGCUGGAAGUAUGGCGUCAAAGAGGCCACUUGAGAGAAUAG